GAACUGUCCCCAUCAUGGCAGGACUGUGUGACCUUUGAGGACGUGACCAUUUACUUCUCCCAGGAGGAGUGGGGACUCCUCGAUGAGGCUCAGAGACUCCUGUACUGCGAUGUGAUGCUUGAGAACUUUGCACUUAUAGCCUCUCUGGGUCUUACAUCUUUCAGGUCCCACAUAGUUGCCCAGCUGGAGAUGGGGGCAGAGCCCUGGGUGCCUGACAGAAUGGACAUGACUUCAGCCAUGGCAAGAGGGGCAUAUAAUGGACCUGGCUCUGAUGUUUGUCAUGGAACAGAGGAUGAGAAAUCACCUUCUGAGCAUAGUGUUUCUGUAGAAGGAGUGUCACGGGACAGGAAUCCCAAGGCAGCUCUCUCCACCCAGAAGGACUACCCCUGUGACAUGUGUGACCUACACUUGAAAGACAUUUUGCACCUGGCUGAACACCAGGCAACACAUCCCAGGCAGAAACCAUAUGUAUGUGAGGCAAAUGGGAGAAAGAUUGAGUUCAGUGCAUACCUUCACCAGCAAAAGAUGCAGCAGGUAGACAAGUCUGUCAUAAGGGAGGGGGAUAGGGCCUCACUUGUGAAGAGCUGCGGAGAUGAGACAUCUGAGAAACCUUUCACAUUCAGAGAGGGUGGGAAGGACUUCGUGGCCAGAUCUGGUUUUCUCCAGUAUCAGGUCACUCACAGUAAGGAGAAGCCACAUCAGGGCACCAAAGGUGUGGGGGAUUUUCAUACUGUCCAAAGCCAUAACAGGCGCAAUGAAUUUGGGAAUGCUUUCAAUGACAAGCCCACAGUUGCUCAGCACCAGAAAACCCACACUGGAGAAAGGCCUUAUGAGUGCAGCAAAUGUGGGAUAUUCUUUAGCCACACCACUGGCCUCUUUCAACACCAGAGAGAUCACAAUAGAGGAAAGCCAUAUGAGUGCUGUGAAUGUGGGAAAUUUUUUAGCCAACACUCCAGUCUCAUUAAACAUCAGAGAGUUCACACUGGUGAAAGCCCUCAUGUAUGCAACGAAUGUGGGAAAUUCUUUAGCCGAAGCUCUAAUCUCAUUCAACAUAAGAGGGUUCACACUGGAGAAAAGCCUUAUGAGUGUAAUGAAUGUGGAAAAUUCUUCAGCCAACGCUCCAACCUCAUUCAUCAUAAGAGAGUUCAUACAGGUAAAAGUGCUCAUGAGUGCAGUGAAUGUGGGAAAUCUUUCAACUGCAACUCUAGCCUAAUUAAACAUUGGAGAGUUCACACUGGAGAGAGACCUUAUAAAUGCAAUGAAUGUGGGAAAUUCUUUAGCCAUAUCGCCAGUCUCAUUCAACAUCAAAUAGUUCACACUGGUGAACGGCCUUAUGGGUGCAGUGAGUGUGGGAAAGCCUUCAGCCGAAGCUCUGACCUCAUGAAACAUCAGAGAGUCCACACUGGUGAGCGGCCUUAUCGGUGCCCUGAAUGUGGGAAAUCGUUCAGCCAAAGCUCCAGUCUCAAUAACCAUCGGAGACUUCACACUGGUGAACGGCCUUAUCAGUGCCCUGAAUGUGGGAAAUUCUUUAACCAAAGCUCCAGCCUCAGUAACCAUCGGAGACUUCACACUGGUGAGCGGCCUUAUGAAUGCUUUGAAUGUGGAAAAACCUUCAGACAAAGGUCUAAUCUGAGACAGCACCAGAAAGUUCACAAACCAGAUAGGCCAUAUAAGUGCAGUGAUUGUGAAAAAGCCUUCAGCCAAAGGCCUUCCCUCACUCGGCAUCAGAAAAUUCACAUUAGAGAAAGGAGUGCAGAGAAUGUGCUCCCUCCUUCAGCACAACACACACUAGAGAUAAGCUCUUAUGAGGGAACCAUCAGCCAGAAGUUGAACAUUGUUCAUCCAGAUAUUCACACUGGGGAGAUUCCCUACAGAUGCUAGAUAAUGCUGGAAGCUUUCUAAAGCUAAGUUGUAUGUCUGACCAUGGACUUGUGGAAGAAGCCAUCUCAGCUCUACCCACUGGCAGGUCUCGAGUGUGUGUCAGCCACUCCUUGUGGGAAGGCAGACCUCUGUUCUCUCUUUCUAAGAGGGAAUCAGGAGUAGCCUGUGGCUAAUAAGAAUGCCUCAUUCCCUUCCAUUGUGACUGGUGUAGCUGUUCACAUGACCCAUCUUUGGCCAUGUGUAGACCUGAGCUGUAUUUUGCUGGCAGCUUGCUGAGAAGGUUUCCCUUUUUCAAGGACAUUGUUGAUCUCAUAAUACCCGUGAUGAAUUUAUCCGGCGUCCACAUUACCCUUUACAACAACUACCUACUUUACAUUGGUUUGGGUGAUAAUAAGGGUCUUAUUGAUAAAGCCACCUUUAAUCUUCUGUAUUCUGGUCACUGUGUGGGAUGGGUUAAGAACAAAAUUAAGGUCUACCAAAUUAAAGGGGUCUCCAAAUUUAUUGUCUCAGAGGGACAAUCCUGUUCAGCAGGAUGGCAGAGAACAGCUCUCAGUCCAGAUUUGGCCUCAUUUGUAUCGAUAUUCAAGGCCUCCUAGGGAAAAUGUAGGGCUUUGGGGGCCUAAUGUCUGAAUGGCAUGAAUUUUUGUGGACCAGAGAUUACCCUGAGGAAGGGGCAAUUGUGACAAACUCCAAUACAUAGAGAGUAGCAUGAAUUAUGCCCCUCGUUUCCAGGGGAUGCCUCAUAUUUUCUAGCACUGUUGAACAGACACAGUUUACCUAUCACUUGCCAAGGAGCCAUGUACCUUUAAGCCUAACAUGUGGUAUACAGGCGUCUCUGACUGUAAGACUUACUAGGCCCAGUGGGACCAUAAUUUGUACAGAAGCACUGGGGGUAAUAAUGGAGUAGGUGACAUUGCAGCAAACUAGAGGGAAUGUACCUGUUUUAAAAGUGCAUCCACAAAUGUUCCCUUGAAUCUGACUAUGCUGGAUUCAGGCUUUGCAGAAAUUCUCAAGACCUCUGUCCUAUGACUAAGGUCACUGGCAGAGCAAAUAAUCUAAAAGGUUUUGUGGAUUACUUUAGGCUCACUGCACUAUUUAUCUCGAGAUCAUUCCUGCAUUGGCAGAAAAAUGGGGACUGAGAGGAGAUAGAUCCUGUACUCCAGGGGUGUAGCAUUUGUGACAUAGCCAUUUUUGCUGCCAAGGCAAGGAGAGAGAGUCAAUACAGGGUUGCCAAAUCUUUCUGUUUUCUAAAAUGAAUAGAGAUCAGGUUUUUAUGUGCAACAAUUUCUUUUAAUGAUUUGUUGAGAUACAAUUGUCAGGCAGUAAUUGACUGUACAUAUUUGAUGUGUACAAUUUCAUAAAUUUUAAAGUAUAUAUACACUCAGGGAACCAGUACUAUAAUGAUAAUAAACCUAUCCAUCACCCACAAAGCUACCUUGUGCCUCUGCCUUCCCCAGGAAACCAUUAGCCACAUCCCAAGGAAUUUAUUGAUUUUUUUUUUCCAUAUAGAUCUGUUUGUCUUCCAUCAAAGUUUAUACAAUUGGAAUCAUAAAGUAUUUAUACUGUUUUUCGUCUAUUUUCUUUUAUACAGGAUAAUUAUCUUGACAAGAUCCUUGCUGUGUGUAUGGGUAGUUCAUUCCUUUUACUGCUGAGUAGUGCACUGUAGAAUGAAUCCACCACAAUUUGUUUAUGCUUUAUGUUGUAAAUUAAAAUUCUGGUAAAAUAUA
Molecule: messenger RNA, 3608 nt
Organism: Miniopterus natalensis
Lineage: Eukaryota; Metazoa; Chordata; Mammalia; Chiroptera; Miniopteridae
Source: RefSeq, a predicted model, not a curated record